GUAGCUGCAGAGUCGCUGCGAGGUCCGCGUCGCUUGUGUAGUGGCGGGGGUGGCCGUGGCUUCCCGGGAGCCGGCCUCUGUGGACGCUGCGAGGCGGAACGGAGCGGCGGGGCAGGAGCUGUCCUGGGCUGCCUUCAUCCCGCGUGCAAUUUGGCCCCCGACCCCCAUUUUCCCUCCAAACCCUCUGGGAGCUCUCUUUCCAAGCAGGCCAUGGAUACCUCGACGUCUUUGCCUCCUGUACCUCCCUCCCCCAUCUGCAACCCAGCCCCACGGACAAUCCAGAUCGAGUUCCCGCAGCAUAGCUCAUCGCUCCUGGAAUCCCUCAACCGCCACAGGCUAGAGGGAAAGUUCUGUGAUGUGUCGCUCCUGGUGCAGGGCCGGGAACUUAGGGCUCACAAAGCGGUGUUGGCUGCUGCCUCUCCUUACUUCCACGACAAGCUUCUUCUGGGGGAUGCGCCGCGUCUCACCCUGCCGAGUGUCAUUGAAGCCGAUGCCUUCGAGGGACUACUCCAGCUCAUUUAUUCAGGGCGCCUCCGCCUGCCUUUAGAUGCUCUCCCUGCUCAUCUCCUUGUGGCCAGUGGCCUUCAGAUGUGGCAGGUAGUAGAUCAGUGUUCAGAGAUUCUUAGAGAACUAGAAACUUUAGGUGUUGGAAUUUCCGCCCGUGGGGCAACCUCCUACCACGCACUUCUCUCUACCACAACCUCUCCAGGAGGCUGGUGCAUUCGCUCUUCCCCUUUCCAAACACCAGUGCAGUCCUCUGUGUCCACUGAGAGCCCGGCUUCUACUGAGAGCCCCGUGGGAGGGGAGGAAAGUGAACUGGGAGAGGUGUUGCAAAUUCAGGUGGAGGAAGAAGAGGAGGAGGAGGAAGAAGAAGAAGAUGAUGAUGACCAGGGGUCAGCCACACUUUCUCAGACUCCUCAGCCUCAGAGAGUAUCAGGGAGUUUCUCCCAUCCUCAUGGAUCCCACCCACUACCCAUAUCUGCUACUCCCUGCAGGCUUGCAGAGGGUGAAAGUGCACCACUUGAGCUUCCUGCCCCUCCUACUGCACUGCCCCCCAAAAUCUUCUACAUUAAGCAGGAACCCUGUGAGCCUAAAGAGGAAAUAUCAGGAGGUGGAACUCAGUCUGGAGUAGCAAAGGAGGAGACCAAGAUGUUUCCUGAAGGCAACACUGAAGGGAAUGGAGAUCUAGGAUUCUUGUUUCCCUCAGGGACAGGGGCAACAUCUGGGGGAGGGGGUCCAUCCUGGAAACCAGUGGAUCUUCAUGGGAAUGAAAUCUUGUCAGGGGGUGGAGGGCCCGGGGGAGCAGGGCAGGCUGUGCAUGGGCCUGUGAAGCUAGGGGGGACACCCCCUGCGGAUGGAAAGCGCUUCGGUUGCUUGUGUGGGAAGCGAUUUGCAGUGAAGCCAAAACGUGACCGGCAUAUCAUGCUGACCUUCAGCCUUCGGCCCUUUGGCUGUGGCAUCUGCAACAAGCGCUUCAAGCUGAAGCACCAUCUGACAGAGCACAUGAAGACCCAUGCUGGAGCCCUGCAUGCCUGUCCCCACUGUGGACGUCGGUUCAGAGUCCAUGCCUGUUUCCUUCGCCACCAGGACCUUUGCAAGGGCCAGGGCUGGGCCACUGCCCACUGGACUUACAAGUGACUGCUGAGGCCAUGCACCGACUUCUAAGAUAGAUAACCACUGCUGCACAUGCAUACUUACCCUCACUAACAUGGUACCCCGGUCCAGAAUCUUGUCAUCAUUCUGAGAGGAGAGAUAUAUUGUGGACCUCUUGUUCUUGGGUAUGAGUCUCUCAGCCUGGCAGAUUUGCAAACUCAGUUCUCUCAUCAUAGUCCAGGUUUUGGCUAGCCAGCUCUAAAGGAAAGUUAUUUACAGGUCAUACUUAAUUUGAUCAUUUGCUCAUAAUAGGCCUUCUUUUUGUAGUGGUGAUGUUAAUUGAGGAAAUCAGAUUCAGAUUAAAAGUUUGUUUGGUGAGAGAAGAGUCAGAGCAAAGGACAUAGUGAUAAAUGUUUUAUUUAGUCUCCAAGAGGAAUUAAAGGAGUUGGUCUCCAGCUAGGGAUACAUUUGAUCCAGAGCUUGAGUAAUUCAGAGGCUAAACUCUGAACUUUCCUCUCCCUCAUCAUUGCUGGAAUGAUGUAAGCAGUUCCUUUUAUGUACUUUUUUGUAUUUUUUCAGAAGCGCCUCAGAUUGUUUUUGCUUUCUCAUCAGUAGGCACCUUCCCAACACUUUUUUAAAUGUUGUAGUUGAGCACUUUAACAAAUUGAGCAUUCCAUGUGUUGUUCCUAGAAGUCUCUUUAAUAGAGGGAAUUCCCUCAAUAGCCUGUGCCUCUGGUCUACCUUUGACCCCCACUGAUAACUCAUAUAUUGGUCACAGUUAGUUGGAAUGUGACCAGUGAACUCAGGAGAUGGCACUGUCCUAAAGUGCUCUCAGGGUGGCACCACUGCUCUCUGAACAAGUUGCGUUGGUCUGAGGGACUGACACAGCACAUGUUGAAGGCUGGAGAGUAACUUGCAUAGUGGGACCUUUCCCAUCAUGCCCACAUAUGAUAGAGAGCCCACAUAUGAUAGAGACAGCUCUCUAUUGAGAGGUGGAGGGGUAGAUAUUGGAAUGGGGAGGGGCUUGCGGUUGCUUAAAUUUUUUCCAAUAAACUGUGCCCUGAAAUCUAACCUGA
Molecule: messenger RNA, 2669 nt
Organism: Carlito syrichta (Philippine tarsier)
Lineage: Eukaryota; Metazoa; Chordata; Mammalia; Primates; Tarsiidae
Gene: ZBTB9
Product: zinc finger and BTB domain containing 9
Exons: 3
Coding region: 211-1638 (475 amino acids)
Biological process (GO): regulation of transcription by RNA polymerase II
Molecular function (GO): protein binding; RNA polymerase II cis-regulatory region sequence-specific DNA binding; DNA-binding transcription factor activity, RNA polymerase II-specific
Source: RefSeq, a predicted model, not a curated record